AUGAGCUCUGCACCACCUUCAGAUGCCGUCAACGCCACUACUCCGAGCGCCAACGCUCGAGCAGCGACACACGACCAGGAGGAUCGUGCCAGCACGGCAUUGAGAGACCUUCCGCUCUCGGCAGUCGCAAUUCAUGUUCAGAGAGGCCAUCUUGGCUGUGCUGUCUUUGUAGAGGAGGAGCAGCAGCUCUUCCUCUGCGAGGAUCUGCCGUGCAACUUUUUCUCUCCUCAGCAGGUGAAUCCAGCUCCGCUGCAAAACGUAGACCAUAAUUCCGAACUGAUGAGGGAUGAUAUCGCUGCAAAGGCCACUGCGACAGUGCAUGGCUCCGCGGCAAGUGUCCUCGAAAGCUAUGAGGGCAGUGCUGUCGCAAUUUCAUCCCGACAUCAUCCUGGCAUCUUCGACCUGCCCGGCUCCCCUCCUAGCCGUUUUGCAGACUUUUUACGUGCUUCCGUUGAGGUUCGGCCGGCGCGUGACUUUCAGCUGGCUCUCGGUUUGGCUGGCAUCGCCGAGGUCACAGCUUGCACCGAUGCCUUGACUAUCGAUGGUGAAGGUCUUCUGCCGAGCGCGGUGCUCACAGACGCCAAAAUUUCCAGGUCCAAGGCCACGAUUUCGAUAUGCUCGGUGGGGCCCCUUCUAUCCGGCCUGCGCAAUCGCCUGGACGUCGGAAGGUCCCUAGUCCUCUCCGUUUUGUCGUUGGAUGAGUAUCUCUUUGUCGAUGAGAACACGCUCCGCAGCAUGAGCAUCUGCUCAAGCGACCCCCAUGCCUUUGUGCACGCAAAGGCUGGUAGAGAAGGCUUCACAGUGCUUGGUGAGCUGUACACUCCCUCGAUGCCCCUCCUUCAGAGGUGGAUCAUGCUUCCGCUCGCCAAUCGCGCAGAGAUCCAGCGAAGACACGACGCAGUGGAGCUUCUGGUGAGGCACGAGGCGUAUUCCGAGAUCAUCGAGAUUCGUUCCCGCCUUGCGGAGCUCGGAAAAAUCCCACAGAUCUGUCACCAGCUCAAUAAGGGUCUUGGCUCUGCUUCGCUUUGGGACAAGCUGCGAAAGACCUGCCACGCUAUUCUCCGCAUUCGGAUGGAGCUCAACACGCUUAAUCUGAGUUCCUCUGAACUCAUUCGCGAGAUAAAGGACCAGCUCCAAAGCAAAAACGAGGGCAAGAUCACCCUCCAACCUGGUGUCGACGCCCAUCUCGACGAGCUGAGGGAGCGCUCCGCGAACCUACCAUCUUUGCUCGAACGGGUAGCUUCUGAACUCAAGGGACAACCGGCAUUCCACUCGGUCACCAGGCAAGUCGAGUUCAAAUCCCUUUCUUGCGGCCUCGUUUUCGGCAUCCAUGUCGUCUACUUCCCCCAGAUAGGCUACCUGAUUGUGGUACCGCGGGGCGACACGAUCGGCACAGAAUACGAUGCUACACUCGAGCAUCAGUUUGCCAGCGAAGAGACCGUCUACCUCAAGAACAAUCUCAUGGCCGACAUGGAUCAAAACCUGGGAGAUGUUUCUUCUUUCAUCGUCGAUCGAGAGAUCGAGCUGCUCGACGGUCUCCACGCCGUCCUCGAUGACAGCAUCACGGACCUACUCGCUGCGCACACUGCCCUUUGUCAGCUAGACUGCCUUAUGGCGUUCGCAAGAGCAGCAACUCUCUAUGAAUUGCGCCGCCCGACUCUCGUAGAGGAGCAGGUGAUCAAGCUCAAGGGCAGCCGUCAUGCUCUGAAAGCUCUAUCGGAUGAAAGCUUCGUUCCAAACGACCUCGAGCUCCGAGGCGGCCGCGGAGUAGCGCAUGACCGCGACGAGGCCAGAGCCAGACCAAUAGAAGCUCGUGAUGGCUCGCACGAGGAUCGCGAAUCUCCCCUGAGUAUCGAGACUGCAUCUCUGCCACCUUCGCAAGCUUCUGCCAGUGCGGGAGACAAAUUCAGCGUCAUGGUUCUUACCGGAGCCUUCUUGAGCCAGUGCGGCUGUUUCGUCCCUGCUACCUACGCCGAGCUGGGCGUCUUUGACAAAAUCUUGACGCGAAUGAAGCAGGACGAGUCGCUAUCGAGCGAAGGAAGCUCGUUUACGCGGGAGCUGGGUCGCCUGCACCGAGCCAUGUCGAUGGCCACCGAGAAAAGCCUUGUCAUUCUGGACGAAGUGGGAAGAGAAUGUCGCAGCGAUGACGGAGCUGGACUCUUCAUCGCCACGAUCUACGACUUUCUGCAGCGCGGGUCAAAGUGUCCUAUCGUCAUAUCCGCGACUCAUCAUCUUCGCGCGAUCGAGAGACACUUUCCGGCGGACCUGCCGAUCGAGCGGGCACACAUGCAGACCAUACUGCUGCCGACGUUGGUCGAGGCGUUCAAGUCGCUCACGUAUCUGUACCGUUUGAGGCCUGGAUUCGCGGGGGCGUCGCACGCGUGCCACUGCGCACGUCUCUGCGGCGUGCCCGGGUCGGUCGUCGAGCUUGCGGAGCACAUCUGCCGCGUCGGCCUGCGCGCCUGGCACAAAUCAGAAGCCGAUCAGGACGAGGCAAUCGUGCGAAGGCUUCUGCAGCUAGACCUUGGGAACGACGAAGAUGAGCAGCAGCAACAACCUGCUAUGGAGGACAAUGAGGCAAUUCGACUGCUCGAGCUGGUCCUCCGGCCAGAGGAAGGCGCUGGCAGCACUCAGGGCUAA
Moesziomyces aphidis is the source of this 2640-nucleotide messenger RNA. The record is from the annotation of a GenBank genome assembly. Lineage: Eukaryota; Fungi; Basidiomycota; Ustilaginomycetes; Ustilaginales; Ustilaginaceae.